AUGGACUCCGUAUCAUGGGGGAAUUAUUCCAUGUAUGCCGACUUUGUCCUCCUGGGCUUAUUCAGCAACACCCGCUUUCCCUGGCUCUUCUUUGCCCUCAUCCUCCUUGUCUUUGUGACCUCCAUAGCCAGUAACAUUCUCAUGAUCGUUCUCAUUCACAUGGACUCCCGCCUCCACACGCCGAUGUACUUCCUACUCAGCCAGCUCUCUGUCAUGGAUAUCCUUUACAUUUCUACCAUUGUUCCAAAGAUGCUGAUUGACCAGGUGGUGGGCCAGAGGACCAUUUCCUUUGCAGGCUGCACUGCCCAGCACUUCCUCUACUUAACCUUGGCAGGGGCUGAGUUCUUUCUGCUAGGACUUAUGUCUUAUGACCGCUAUGUGGCCAUCUGCAACCCUUUGCGUUACCCCGUGCUCAUGAGCCGCAAGGUCUGCUUGUUGAUUGUGCUGGCAGCUUGGAUAGGAGGCUCUGUAGAUGGCUUCCUGCUCACACCAGUCACCAUGCAGUUUCCCUUCUGUGCAUCUCGGGAAAUUAACCACUUUUUCUGUGAGGUGCCUGCCCUUCUAAAGCUCUCCUGUACAGACACAUCAACCUAUGAGACAGCCAUGUACGUCUGCUGCAUCAUGAUGCUCCUCAUCCCUUUUUCUGUUAUCUCUGCCUCUUAUACCAGGAUCCUCAUCACAGUUUAUAGGAUGAGUGAGGCAGAAGGAAGGCGGAAGGCAGUAGCUACCUGCUCUUCACACAUGGUGGUGGUCAGCCUCUUCUAUGGGGCUGCUAUGUACACCUAUGUAUUGCCUCACUCAUAUCACACCCCUGAGCAAGACAAGGCUGUGUCGGCCUUCUAUACCAUCCUCACUCCCAUGCUCAAUCCACUCAUCUACAGCCUCAGGAACAAGGAUGUAACCGGGGCUUUACAGAAGGCCCUGGGGAGAUGUUUCUCCUCCGGAAGGGUGAACGCUUUCUAA
This is a messenger RNA of Echinops telfairi (small Madagascar hedgehog), 963 nucleotides long. Its product is annotated as olfactory receptor 2T27. The transcript has 2 exons. The record is from RefSeq and is a predicted model, not a curated record. Gene Ontology annotation, biological process: G protein-coupled receptor signaling pathway. Gene Ontology annotation, molecular function: G protein-coupled receptor activity; olfactory receptor activity. NCBI's taxonomy places the organism in Eukaryota, Metazoa, Chordata, Mammalia, Afrosoricida, Tenrecidae. The coding region runs from base 1 to 963 and encodes 320 amino acids. Gene Ontology annotation, cellular component: membrane.